ACCGUAAAGUUGCGCAUACGAAAAAAAUGCAGUCGUACGCGUUUGCCAGCCUGUGCUACAUGAAAUCAUCGACGAUAUUUCUGUUGCUCGCGAUCACUGCCGCCGAGGCGAGAAAUUGCGGCGAUCCGUAUCACAAGAUCGACCAGGUGAUCGAACGAGUGCCCAAGCCGCCGCCGCCCCAGCAGAAGCCCUGGUCUUCGGGGGACUCAUCGCUGGAGGAUGACGGCGGAAAGGUAUCGAACGAAGUGAACGAUAAACCGGCGCCGCCCCCGCAGCGCGCGGGUCAACGUUCGUCGGGAGGAGGAAAGAAUUCGGCACCGGGCGAGGAUUACAUCAUGAAGGGCGAUCCGCACGCCUUGGACGAGAUCAACAAGCAGAUGGACGAGAUGCGAAAGAUGGACUACGACGACGACGACGACGUCCAUGAGGUAGCGAGACCGGAGACGGUAGUGCAGAAGGAGCCGCAACCACCACCGCCACCCCCAAAACAACAGCAGGAGUGGCAACAACAGCCCCAAAAGCAGCAGCAGCAGCAGCCGCCCCAACAACAGUCCGAAAAGCAGCCGCAACAGCAGCAGUCCUACGUUAUCGGGAUACCGAUCAUAUUGCCGAUGUUCAAUAUGCAAUUUCCGCCGCCGGGCUCGAAGCAGCAGCAGACCGCCAUAAUCAAGAUUGAGUAUGGUCGCUCGAAAAGAGACAGUCUUCAUUCAUUUUGGUAAUGGACUUUUUGUCAAAUUUCUACGAGAUAGCGCAGAAGUAACAUCGCAGGAUCUUACAUUUAGACCAUAUGUUUGUCAUCAAAUGCAUGAGAAAAAUAGCCAAUAAAGAAUUCGAAUGUUAAAACAA
Molecule: messenger RNA, 846 nt
Organism: Trichogramma pretiosum
Lineage: Eukaryota; Metazoa; Arthropoda; Insecta; Hymenoptera; Trichogrammatidae
Product: nuclear transcription factor Y subunit beta-like
Exons: 3
Coding region: 27-719 (230 amino acids)
Source: RefSeq, a predicted model, not a curated record